ACAAGGUUUCCAAGGCAAACAAUUUAUUGCAGUCAUGUCGGGUAAAGAAGUUCAAAGACUUGAAAUUUAUGGACUGUUGAACGACGUCAACUUCCAGAGAGCUAGAUUUUGUGCAGAGGAUUUGAUAAAGAAAAGUCCUAAAAUUUUCCAAGAUGCAGUCAUACAGGGAAUGCUGGAAUUUGAAUGGGAUCUUUUCAUUGAUGCCAAGAAAAAAGCAUUACGCGGUGAGACCUGGACGUUUGAGGAGAAGGCGAUCUGUUUCAGUAACGGUAUGCUCAUAGGAGGUGGGGGGCCCGACGAUUUCGUCAUCUGGGCCGAGGACAACUUUAAUUUUGAAGAGUUCCGCCCCCUUCCUCUUUAUGAAACUCUGAUGGAAGAAGCUUAUCUCACACAUCUCAGCUCUAAAAACCAUGAUUAUGUUUACCUAGAUGUUUCUAUUGGAGAAGAACCAGCCGGGAGAUUAGUUAUCGAGUUAUUCUCCGACAUUGUUCCACGGACGUGUGAGAAUUUUAAGGCCCUGUGUACAGGAGAGAAAGGAAAAUCAGAGUCCGACUACACACUACAUUAUCUCAACACACUGUUCCACAGAAUUGUCAGGAAGGGGUGGAUCCAAGGGGGUGACAUUUACCACGGAAGGGGAAAUGGUGGGGAGUCUAUAUUUGGAUACGUUUUUGAAGACGAGAACUUCGCCGUGCCCCACUCUAGGCGUGGUAUGGUAGGAAUGGCCAACAAAGGGCGUCACACAAACGGCUCCCAGUUCUACAUCACGCUAGAACCCACUCAAUGGAUGGAUACCAAAUAUGUAGCUUUUGGGCAAGUAAUUGAAGGCACACAAACUCUUAAGAAAAUGGAGGAACAAGAGACGAUGAAUGAGCGGCCAAGGAAAGAUGUCAAGAUCACGGACUGUGGGGUCCUUCAAUUUCAGUUCUGAGGUGUAACAUCUGACGUCACUGUUGUUAACAUCUGACAGUAUUAUAGAGACAUUCAGGGGCAGUCAACCUGUGUCUGUUUCCUUCUGUGAUAUACCGUUUUCGUUGUUUCAUCAUCACUUAUUUUAUUUGUAUACAUGUAUCAUUUUACAAUUUUUCAUCGAUUAAAUCAU
Molecule: messenger RNA, 1102 nt
Organism: Saccostrea cuccullata (small rock oyster)
Lineage: Eukaryota; Metazoa; Mollusca; Bivalvia; Ostreida; Ostreidae
Exons: 8
Coding region: 35-931 (298 amino acids)
Biological process (GO): protein peptidyl-prolyl isomerization
Molecular function (GO): peptidyl-prolyl cis-trans isomerase activity
Source: RefSeq, a predicted model, not a curated record